Messenger RNA from Humulus lupulus (European hop), 933 nucleotides. RefSeq names its product protein CURVATURE THYLAKOID 1C, chloroplastic. The transcript is spliced from 6 exons. Lineage: Eukaryota; Viridiplantae; Streptophyta; Magnoliopsida; Rosales; Cannabaceae. Bases 218 to 655 code for a protein of 145 amino acids. Gene Ontology annotation, cellular component: thylakoid; chloroplast thylakoid membrane. The record is from RefSeq and is a predicted model, not a curated record.
AAUGUUAGUGAUAGUAGUGUAGAGAAGAGACACUAUCAUAAUAUCAUAUCAUCAUUAUCUUGUCAAAUCCGAAUCUUUUCCGGCUCUCCUCUUCCUGUUCCUGUUGCUUUAUCCAUAAUUAUCCUGAACCUCCAAUUAGAUUGCUCAUUUCUCAUCACAUAUAUAUACAAAGAAAAUACUUUUGGCAUUAUUUUCUUAAAUUUUCUCACAGGCAGACAUGGCUUCCAUUGUUGUAAGCUUACCUCCACUGUUAUUGAUCAAAAGCAGUAAAACCCUCUCAAGGGCUUUCUCAAAGCUUCCAGUUUCUUCCUUUCAAGUGAGACAAAACCGUGCUUCUGUUGCUGUUAAGGCUACUGGGGAGAACUCCGAGUCAUCUAGCUCCCUAAGUGUUACAAAGUCAGUUCAAAACAUAUGGGAUAAUUCUGAAGACAGGCCAGCUCUUUUCGGGUUAGGGUUUGCGGCUAUAGCAGCUCUAUGGACAUCAGUUAACGUGGUUUCAGCCAUUGACAAGCUGCCUGUUAUCCCAAGCGUGUUUGAAAUUGUGGGCAUUUUGUUUUCUUCAUGGUUUAUCUAUCGCUACCUCUUAUUCAAACCUGAUAGGGAAGAGCUUUUCCAAAUUGUUAACAAAACAGUAUCGGAUAUCUUGGGCCAAUGAAUUGUGCUGCCAAAUGAUAAGGCAAUGCUUAUUAUGAGUGUAUUUGUUAACAAAAGUGAGGUUCUUAUUGGGGUGUUACUGUACUGUGGUGGCGAUCAAAGCAGUACCACCAUUGUCAUUUAAUGCAAGUUUCUUGCUGUACCAUGAACUCAUAAGAUCAUAUUCUGUGUUGCUGUGUAUUAUAUUUCCAGUUUGUUUAAAUCUUGUGUUCACUGUGUAAAGAAUGUUUAAGCCGUUUUUGAAUAUUUAGAUACAAAUACUUGCAUGUCAAUUGGGUA